AUGGGGCAAAUGUUUUCAAUUUUCGGAAUUCAAGAAAAAUGUUGUAUUGACAUUCAUCAGCUGCUGCCUGAGGAUGUGGUUAUUGAGAUCCUCUUAAGGCUGCCCGUGGAAUCACUUAUUCGGGCAAGAGCAGUAUGCAAAAAUUGGUACACUAUAAUCAUAAACCCUAGUUUUGUCACUAAGCACUUCAACCACCACACCAACCCUGAUCGUCUUUUUGUUAACCAUUUUGACAACAUUUCCAAGAAAUAUUUUUUGUCAUUGUACCUUGAUGAAACACUCUCGGCCAGUUCUGCCCCGGUGUAUCAGGAUGUGGUGGUGGAUAUGCCCUACCACCUAGGGGUCAGUCACUAUAAGGGCAUACUGUGUCUGUACAAUCACUAUCGCUGUGCUCUGUGGAAUCCCGCAACCGAAGAAUUUAGGUUCCUCCGGGUACCCCCUCUUAACUUUCCACCCAAUGUGGUGAUUUUCCAAGAUGCUUUUGGAUUUGGUUUGGAUCCCAUUACUAAUGAUUACAAGGUAGUUUGGAUUUUGGACACUGCGGAUGAGGUUAGACAUAUGAUGUGUGAUCGUAAGGUUGCUGUGUAUACUCUAUCUACUGAUUCCUGGAGAUAUCUUGAUGUUGAUUUGCCUCAUUCUGACAUUGAGACCCCUCAGUCUAACACAUGCAUUAAUGGUGUUUAUCACUGGCUUACAUUUGUCUACAAACAUCUUCCCGUGAUCCUUUCAUUUGACAUGGGGAAUGAGUUGUUUCACGAAAUACGUGAUGUUCCAAUUCUAAGUUCAGUCCGUGCUGUUCUUGCAACGUACAAUAACUCUCUUGCUCUGAUUAGUUAUGAUUGUCAUUCUAAUUUCCAUCCAAUUGUUGACAUUUGGGUGAUGAUGGAAGAAGGGUGUUGGACAAAACAAUUGACUUUUGAAAUCCGUAAUGAAGUGGGAUUGCCGAUGGGGGUUUGGAAGAACCGUCAGCUUAUUAUGCAAACUGAUGGUGAGGAUGGUCAUGUGGCCUUGUAUGAUCCAGAGACUCAUGAAAUUAAGGAUCUUGGAUCCCGGAUCUGGGCUGAGUGCUUGGUCUACAGGGAGAGCCUAGUCACAAUCAAGGGCGGAGAUGGGUUCCUAGAACAGGAUCAGAAGUUGUCUGAUGUAGAUCAAGUGUUAAACUUUUCUAAUAGCUAA
Cornus florida is the source of this 1176-nucleotide messenger RNA. RefSeq names its product F-box/LRR-repeat/kelch-repeat protein At1g09650-like. Gene Ontology annotation, molecular function: protein binding. The transcript has a single exon. Lineage: Eukaryota; Viridiplantae; Streptophyta; Magnoliopsida; Cornales; Cornaceae. The coding region runs from base 1 to 1176 and encodes 391 amino acids. The record is from RefSeq and is a predicted model, not a curated record.